AUGUCUUGGAUAGCCAGCCAAGCUCCAAAACAGUCCUAUGCAACAUGCCCAGAAGAAAAUAUCAAAGGAAGAUCGAUUGACAAGAACAAGUGGAUCAGCACAAGGUGACAUAGCUGUGCUUUUGUAAAUACUACAUUAGCCUGUAUUAACAAAAUUAUACAUCAAAUUCAAGAGUUAGAAUUAAAGGAGGAAAAAUGCUUUCAACAUGUACAUUCAUGGUUGAAAACGGCCAAAUCUGUGAUAACAAAACAGUUCAGUGCUGACUCUGUUGAAGAUAUCUGGUCAUCAUUAUCCACUAAGUUGGAUUUUAAAGAAGCUGACGUAACUUAUGAAGAGGUGAAGAAAGAAGUUGGAAUUAAGAGUAUGGCAAAGACGUUAACUUUGAAGCAGGAAACAGAAGCUUUGCUAUUGGAAGUUACUGAGCUAAUUAAGCAGCUGGAGGCUGAUAGUGAGGAGGGAGAAAAAGCUUUGGAGUUGAAGAAAUAGCGAAGGAAAAAGCUCGGCAUGAAAAUUGAUUGUAUGUCACUUUGGAGGCUUCAGCAACUCCUCGCAGAUGUGCAAAAGGGAUAUGAAAUGUGUGUUCAAGAUAUCUUGGAGCUAUGAUGGCAUUUUCAUAGUAAAAGCUGUCAGCUGCCACAGGUACAAAACCAAAUACAAGAAACAGCCAACUGAGAGAUGCGGGAGAAUAUAGACUCCAUGAAGAAACACAGCCCUCUGCUGGAAGAAAAGCUGAAUCUAAAGGGUGAAACUGUGAAGGAUAUGUUACUGGUGUAUGAAAAGGCAUCAAAAAUAUACAGUGAUGUUCAUUGGGAACUCAUUGGAAAAACCUUUGCAGGUUUUUCCAAAACUUGGCAUGAAGUCAUAGGGAAUGAGUUAAAGCAUUCUGAAUUUAUUUGGACCGAAUACUGUAUGAAGUUAAAAGAAACAGAGGCGAAGAUUAUAAAGGAUGAAAAACACCUUGAGGAGUUAGUGAAGCAAAAAGCAGAAAUCCAGGAAGAUGCAAAAUGUUGGAACAGCAAAAUAGAAUAUGUGGAUAGUAAAAUAGCAGCCCAAGGAGAUGAGAGUGUAAAAAUAUUGGAUGCUAUUUCUAAGAUUAUAAAAACUGUGGAAGAAUUAAAAUCCACCAAGGAAAGUGAUCUACUGAAUAUAAAGCAAAAGAUUCUGAAUAAUAAUGAAGCACUGGAGAGUUUGAAAUGUAAACAUUAAGAACUUGAGAGAGAAAUUGAAGAGUUUUUGAAAAAAAUCAUAAAUAGUUUCUUCUGCCUUUGGACACUAGGAAAUCAAGAAAUGCAUGUGAAAGUUCAGAUUCAAGACACAGAGAAUGGUUAUGACAAGUUCCCGAAUUUAGAGUGGAAUCUUAAAAUAGAGGUUCAAAAUCAAAAAGAAGUUUGAAAAGUGACUCUGAUAAGUAUUGAUAUUUCUUUAGCUUCUCUGACUGAAAUCCCAAGUUUGGCAUCACCAAAUGGAGUGCUCCAUCUGCAUCCAUCCUUUGGCAGAUGGAUUCCAUCAGCUAUCUUCUGCAAGGAAGAUCUCCUGUGUGGAUCAGAUCUGUGUGGAUCAGAUGAGCUAGAUAAAGAGCAGAAGCAAACCGAACAACAAGUUGGAAAAAAAAAAAGGGGUAUUAUGCAGCAACAAUUAAAUGACAUAGAGGUGAAUGCUUUUUUAAUUCCUAGUUAAAUUAUUAAAAACUAUCACACUAUGGAAAACCUAAAAAAUGAAUUUGGAUAAUUAAAUGAGUUCUGGAACAUGAAGCAAAUACAGAUAGAAAAUACAGAAAAAUGUUUUGCUGAUCUAACAAAAGUUUUAAGUGGUGUGAUGUUUAAGCAACAAAAUGUUCAGAUGGCAUUUAACAAUCUCCAAGAAGCAGAAUAUGAGAAAAGGUUAAAGCAGUAAGAAAAAACAUAUGGAGAAUUUCUGCCCAAGGGUAGAAAGAAAAAAAAAUGCAGUGCCCCAACUUCUGGAGUUUCUCUGGAUCAAAUCAUUAAAGAAAAUCUGUGGUUAGUUCAGGAAUAUAAAAUCUUUCAUAACUACUACUUAAACAGUAGAGAUCUUACAGAAUUCUACGACAAUAGUAUCAGGUUGGAAGCUGCUGCUAGAGACCAUCAGCAGCUGCAGGCGCUACAGAGGCGGUGGAGCAGGGACUCACUGGCGGCAUGGUGGAGCCGGAGCGGCCUCUCCAGCCACGCUGGGCUGGCGAGGAUCCAGGCAGCCUCUCAGGAGAACGCUCAGAAAAUAUUAGCUGUGCAGGGGGAGUUGUCAAAAGCAAUCCAGCACAUCACCGCUUUCUUGUGCUCUUUGACCGAUGGCUUGCCGACUGCAGACAACAAUGCAAACAACCAGUGUACCUUGGAUGCUGAAAUAAAAGACAAGAAAAGUCACACAGUUCAGAUAACAGUGUAAUUGGACAUUCACCUGUUUGCCAUUUCACACUUCCAUGGACGAAAAACUCACUCACCUCCCAGCAUGCCUUGCCAUUCUUUUACUUACAGCAAAUCCAUAACAAUGAAACAGGUGACUUUCAUGCUGCUGUCAGGAACGAUCUAAUUUCAGCUCUGGGUGACUGAUUGCAAUUGGCUUUGCCUCAUCUGAUAAUUAAUCUAUGUCACCAUUAAUUGGAAGAGAGAAUAAUUACUGGCGGUGUUGACAGUGACUGUACGCUUCCCCAGAUUUCCCCACUGUGUUGGCCCAAAUAAAGGCUUUGCAAUUCAGUACUUAAAGUUUAUGUAAACUGGAACAAUACCUAUGCCCAUGUGACACUUGCAGACACUCUGUCUAAUGUACUUUUGUUUUUGUGUUUACCAGUCUUUUUUAGCUCUCUGAGAGCUGUCUCCCUCAAUCACUCCUCAAUGUUCUAUCUUAAUUUUGUGGAAGUUUAAAGUUUUCAAUGAGCUGGAGAUGAAUGAUUAAUGAAUAAAUUUAAAUGCUUCAUUUUGUC
Molecule: messenger RNA, 2935 nt
Organism: Neopelma chrysocephalum (saffron-crested tyrant-manakin)
Lineage: Eukaryota; Metazoa; Chordata; Aves; Passeriformes; Pipridae
Gene: CCDC178
Product: coiled-coil domain containing 178
Source: RefSeq, a predicted model, not a curated record